This is a messenger RNA of Impatiens glandulifera, 1602 nucleotides long. Its product is annotated as fumarylacetoacetase-like. The transcript is spliced from 14 exons. The record is from RefSeq and is a predicted model, not a curated record. The coding region runs from base 110 to 1408 and encodes 432 amino acids. Lineage: Eukaryota; Viridiplantae; Streptophyta; Magnoliopsida; Ericales; Balsaminaceae. Gene Ontology annotation, biological process: homogentisate catabolic process; L-tyrosine catabolic process; L-phenylalanine catabolic process. Gene Ontology annotation, molecular function: fumarylacetoacetase activity.
AUACAUACUUACUUAAUAAGAAGAUUUCCCUAGGAGUGAGAUUAAUUAAAUAUCAUUCGAUCGAUCGAUCUACGAUCUACUAUCAGUGAGUGAGUGAAGGAAGGAAGGAAUGAAGAAUAUGGGCGGCGGCGAUCUCAAGUCUUUCGUCCAAGUUCACCCUGACUCCCAUUUUCCUAUUCAAAACCUACCCUUCGGCGUUUUUAAGUCCCAAUCUUCUUCUUCUUCUUCCAACCCUAGACCCGCCGUUGCCAUUGGCGACUUCGUAUUGGACCUCUCCGUCAUUUCUUCUGCCGGCCUCUUCAAUGGCCCUCUUCUCACAAACUCAGACUGCUUCAAUCAGCCUAACCUCAACAAGUUGUUGUCUAUGGGACGUCCAGCAUGGAGAGAAGCUCGGGAUACAAUUCAAAACCUUUUAUCCUCAACAGAGCCAACAUUACGUGAUAAUGCAAUCUUGAAGAAGGAAGCACUUGUUCCCAUGGACAAGGUACAAAUGCUUCUUCCAACUGCAAUUGGGGACUAUACAGAUUUCUUUUCAUCUAUGCAUCAUGCCAAAAAUUGUGGCACCAUCUUCCGUGGACCAGAAAACCCAAUUCCAGCUAACUGGUUCCACCUUCCUAUUGCAUAUCAUGGAAGAGCCUCUUCAAUUGUUAUAUCUGGUACUGAUAUUGUAAGACCAAGAGGACAAGCCUAUCCAAGUGGUAGUAAUUCUCCACCUUAUUUUGGACCGUCGUUAAAGCUGGAUUUUGAGCUGGAAAUGGGUGCUGUAGUUGGACCAGGAAAUGAGUUAGGUAAUCCCAUAGAUGUCAAUGAGGCUGCAGAUCAUAUAUUUGGACUGGUUUUGAUGAAUGACUGGAGUGCUAGAGAUAUUCAAGCAUGGGAAUAUGUCCCACUUGGCCCUUUUCUUGGGAAAAGUUUUGGUACGACAAUAUCUCCAUGGAUUGUUACCUUGGAGGCCCUUGAACACUUUUCUUGUGACGCCCCUGAACAGAUCCCUCAACCUUUGCCAUAUCUGGCUGAAAAGAUUUCCAAGAACUAUGACAUUUCAUUGGAGGUGCGGAUCAAACCAGCUGGGCAAGAGGAGUCUCAUGUGGUUACAAGAAGCAACUUGAAGCACCUAUAUUGGACUCUGAGUCAACAGGUAGCCCACCAUACGAUUAACGGUUGCAACUUGAGGCCCGGAGAUCUCCUUGGCACUGGGACAAUCAGUGGACCUGAUCCAGAAUCUAUGGGAUGUUUGCUGGAGUUAACAUGGAACGGGCAGAAGCAACUGUGUUUGGGAGGAACUGAACGCAAGUUCUUGGAAGAUGGAGAUGAAGUCAUUUUCACUGGAUGUUGCAAGGGGAAUGGAUACAAUGUGGGCUUCGGGACAUGCUCAGGGAAGAUUCAUCCCUCCACCAAAUUAACCUAGGUAGGUACCUGCUGCUGCUGCUGCUGCUGCUGGGAGUCAUAUGUGGGUUUUUCUUUAUUGUGGUGUGUAAAAAUAAAAGUUAAUGCAAAUAUACUCAACUCUAGCUAGAGUAAUAUUUGGUAUGUUGUUGAUGUAUUAUUAUUGCACGACUCUAAAACAUUUUACAAGGAUAAAUAAAUGUUGGUUUUUAAUUU